Messenger RNA from Rhipicephalus sanguineus (brown dog tick), 2051 nucleotides. RefSeq names its product scoloptoxin SSD14-like. Bases 1 to 2022 code for a protein of 673 amino acids. Gene Ontology annotation, cellular component: plasma membrane. Gene Ontology annotation, biological process: glutathione catabolic process. The record is from RefSeq and is a predicted model, not a curated record. The transcript has 11 exons. NCBI's taxonomy places the organism in Eukaryota, Metazoa, Arthropoda, Arachnida, Ixodida, Ixodidae. Gene Ontology annotation, molecular function: glutathione gamma-glutamate hydrolase.
AUGCGGAAUGACAAGGACGACGAACCCGAAUCAGCAGAGGACGCAGAUGAUUCGUCCAGGAUUAUAGCAGAUGCCAUCCGCGCCCGACGACAAUUUCUGUACGGUACGGGUUCGGUGGCUGCCACCAUGCUCGGCCUGGCGUCUCUCGUGCUGUUCGUGUUUUACUUUGCCGCCGGCGGCCCCAGAGAGCCGGACCCGUCUCCUUCCGAGAUCGGACAGUACAGCGGCUGGGCCGUCGUCACCGAUGUGCCGGGGUGCAAGCAAAUACCCAGCACCGUGUACACGAGGAACGGCACAAUGGCCGACGCCGCCGUGGCUACCAUGCUGUGCAUGGGCGUUGCGCAUCCGCACGCGUCGGGCCUCGGCGGCGGAUUCGUGGCGCUGCAUUAUCACAGGAUCACUAAACGAGCCCGCGUGCUGAUUGCCACCGAGAGCGCUCCCAGGUCCGCACGCCGUGAGAACUUCACCGAUAGCAAGGCACUGCGCAGCGGCUGGAAGUCUGUGGGUGUGCCCGCAGCGUUGUACGGCUACUACGCUCUGCUCUCCGAGCUCGGCACGACGUACCAGUGGGAGAAGCUCUUCGAGGACGCCCACUACAAGGCCUCCGAGGGAGUCGACGUGGACGAGGGUCUGGCGGACGCCAUCAAGUUCAUGGGCGAACAGAUUAAGCGCGAGGAUACGAUGAAACCCAUCUACUGGAAUAAAUACACGAAGGACCUGUACCGCCAAGGCCAGCUACUGCGAAAUCCGCCUCUGUCUCGGACGCUGAAGCAGUUGUCGUUGAGCGGAUUCAGGGCGUUCUACACCGUGAGUAAAAGCAAGAACAUCACGCUAGCAGACGCCCUCGUACAGGACCUGGUCACCGGCGACGCCAGGGAUCUCUCAAGUGACAGUUCGCACGGCACCAGCUCGCUUGUGACUGGUGCGGACCUACGUUCCUACCAGCCUGUUUGGAAGGAUGCUCUCCGAACAACGCUACGCGGCGGACCGGCCGGUGACUUGACGCUGUUCACCGCGCCGCCACCGACGGCCGGCGCCGUAAUAUCCUACAUCAUGAACGUCAUGAACGUCAAGCGCAGCCGGGAAGACCCGUCGCGCCAGCAGCAGUACGCGCUCACACUCGCCAACAUGCACUACCUGGCCGAGACGUUCAAGUACGCGCUCCAGAAGCGCACUCACCUCGGGGACGACGAAUACGUCGACAUAAGGAAGGAAGUGCAGGACAUGCUGUCCUUGCACUACGCCUCGGACACCUUCGACAACAUACUGCCGGAACGAGCGAGAAAGCCCGAGGACUACAUGCGCGGUGUCGUGCCGCAGUCUGACAAAGGCACCAGCAACCUGAUCCUCUAUUCGCCCUCUGGAGACACGCUGGUCAUCUCGUGCACGCUUCACAACACGUUCGGCAGCUUGCGCAUGUCCCGCAAGACGGGCGUGCUGCUGAACAACGCGCUGAGCGACUUCAGCGACCUGGACGUGGCUACCCGGGUGGUGGACAUCAGCGGCAGCGACUCGAGCGAGGUGUCCGAGAGCGACGCCCGGCGCGCCAACAGCAUGGCGCCCUUCAAGCGGCCACUGACUUCCCUGUCGCCCAUACUAGUGCUGGGUCCGAAGAACUCGCUUCUGGCACUCGCCGGCUCCGGGGGCCUGCGCAUCCCCACCAGCUUGUCACAGGUGGCGAUCCGAGUCCUCUGGGAGAAAAAGAACAUCAAGAAGGCGAUCGACUACCCCCGCAUACACACGGACUUGCUGAGCGGGACCAUCUUCUACGAGCCGAACAUGCCGCAAAAACUGAUGCAGAAGCUAGCACAGAAGAACCACACCCUGCAAAAGGAGAGCGGUGAGCUGGGUAGGUUCGACCGCUACUCCUUCGUCACGGGCCUCACGUUCAUCGACGGCCUCAUCGAAACCAACUACGACUACCGCGGCAAGGUUGGCGGCUCGGACGGCGAGCCACACGUCAACCUAACCAAAUAUUGCCACGCCGGGAACAAUCCCUGUGUUUCGGCGCCGUUCCCCUGAGCCUCAUAUGAACCGGCGAACCGGGCGUC